Messenger RNA from Heterobilharzia americana, 2018 nucleotides. The record is from the annotation of a GenBank genome assembly. NCBI's taxonomy places the organism in Eukaryota, Metazoa, Platyhelminthes, Trematoda, Strigeidida, Schistosomatidae.
CUUCUAAACCCUUUAAACGCCGAAUGGAUACGUGUGUCUGGGAUCUGCAUAGAACUAAUUGAAUUUUCACAUUUUAAUCACCACGUUUUCCUCUUUCUUUACUUGUACACAGGUCAACAAUCACAAACAGUAGUGAUCUACGGGUUGUAAAUGUGGAAGCCAGUUAAGCGAAAGCUUCUUCUAUUUCCGUCAACAACCAUUUGAAUCAUUUGCGUUGUUAGGAUUACCGACUAAGGUGCUUAGUUGCGCGCUUAUAUUAAACAUCGUCAUUUGUUUCGGAGGUUUUUUAGGGAUGGCCUCUUUUUUUGAGCUGGUGCGUGAUGCACCACCAAUCGAAGUAUACGCACUAACAGAAGCUUGUAAUGAGGAUAGUGACUGCCACAAAGUUAACCUCGGUGUGGGUGCUUAUCGUACAAAUGAAGGCACACCAUGGGUUUUGCCAGUGGUUCGGACGGUUGAAUCCCUUAUGGCAUCUGAUCAAGUUCUUAACAAAGAAUAUCUUCCAGUAGCCGGUAUGGACAGUAUGUGUAAAGCAGCAUCGAAACUCGUCCUUGGCCAAGAUUGUGAAUUAAUUUCUACAAAACGGGCCGACAGCUGUCAGAGUUUAGGAGGAACGGGAGCGGUUUACUUAGCCUUGCAGUUUUUGUCCAGAAUUUCUGAAUGCACCACUGUUUACAUUUCAAACCCUUCAUGGCCUAAUCACAAGGGUAUUUCUCAGCUUGUUGGUCUGGCUGUAAAGGAAUAUCGGUACUGGAACUCUUUAGAUAGAGGGGUCGAUUUCUCUGGUAUGUUAGAUGACUUAAAUAACGCUCCUGAACGGGCCAUCGUCAUCCUACAUGCUUGUGCCCACAAUCCUACAGGGACCGAUCUGUCACGUGAUCAGUGGUUAAAAUUAGCACACAUUAUUAAGGCGAAAAAUCUCUUCCCCGUCUUCGAUAUGGCUUAUCAAGGAUUUGCUAGCGGAGAUUUAGACAACGAUGCAUGGGCCAUUCGUUUAUUUGCUUCGAUGAACAUGGAAAUGUUUGUGGCUCAGUCAUUCUCAAAGAAUUUUGGACUUUACAAUGAACGUGUAGGCAAUCUAUUAUUUAUCACAAAAGAUGCAAUAACUACUUCACAUGUAAAAUCUCAAGUUAAAUCGAUAAUUCGUCAAACUUGGUCUAAUCCACCACAACAUGGUGCACGAAUUGUUGCUACAGUUUUAAAUAAUCCUUCGUUAUUCAAUGAAUGGAAAACUUGUGUUGUCAUUAUGGCUGAACGCGUUCGUCAAAUGAGGCAAGGACUUUAUGAACGCUUGAGGAAGUUGGAGACACCUGGAAACUGGGAACAUAUUGUUACUCAAAUUGGCAUGUUCUCAUAUACCGGUUUAACACGUACACAAGUUCAAUAUCUGAAAACUAAACAUCAUUUAUAUGUGAUGAAUGAUGGUCGUAUCAAUAUGUGUGCAUUAACUACAGACAAUAUUGAUCGUAUUGCCGAAGGUAUACAUGAUGCUGUGUGUAAUGUAACUGAAUAAUUUAUUGAAUGAAAAAGAUAAUUAAAUUGUUAGGUGACAUUUUAGCAUUGUUAUUCCAUUCGUAUCAACUUUAUUUCCUUUUUAUCUUUGAGUAUACAUAUAUCCAGUGAGAUUUUAUUCUACUAACCUGUUCUUUUUUCAUUCUACUUCAUUUUUUUGUUUGUGUCUCAUUAACACUGAUUAAGUAAGUAUCAUAACUUUCAAUUUUGAUUGGUACCCUUUUCGAUGGUAGCUCCCUCCUUUUUUUUCAGUAUCCCGUUAAGCACCACCACCUAUUUAUUAUAUAACUAUUUUUUCAUAUGGUCAGUAUACAUUUGUAGCAUCUAUUCUUAUUCUUAUUGGUAUUAUUAAAAUUUUGAUGGUCUGUUUACCUUUAGUAUUCAUACAUUUGCAAGAGUUCUUAUCUUUCAAUGUACAGGUGAAUAGUUAGUUCUUUAGGAGAGGAUGGAGUAUUCACCAGUUUUUAAAAAAUGUCAAUUAUACAUCUGUUGGAUCAACCAUCUUA